Molecule: messenger RNA, 966 nt
Organism: Rangifer tarandus platyrhynchus (Svalbard reindeer)
Lineage: Eukaryota; Metazoa; Chordata; Mammalia; Artiodactyla; Cervidae
Source: the annotation of a GenBank genome assembly
AUGGCGGCUGCGACGCGCAGCUGCCGGCCCUGGGGCUCUCUCCUUGGGAUGAUCUGGCUGGUCUCGGCCGCGGCCGCCUCCUGGGACCUGAAUUCGCUGCGCUGCAACUUCGGCUCCUUCUGCGAAUGUGACUUCCGGCCCGACUUGCAGGGUCUGGAGUGUGACCUGGCCCAGCACCUGGCCGGCCAGCACUUGGCCAGGUCACUGGUGGUGAAGGCACUGAAGGCUUUCCUGCAGGAUCCAGCCCCCGCCAAGCCGCUGGUCCUCUCUCUGCAUGGCUGGACUGGCACUGGCAAGUCCUAUGUCAGCUCCCUGCUGGCACACUACCUCUUCCGGGAUGGCCUCCGUAGCCCCCACGUGCACCACUUUUCCCCAGUCAUCCACUUCCCCCACCCCAGCCACAUGGAGCGUUACAAGAAGGAUCUUAAGAGCUGGGUGCAGGGGAACCUCACUGCCUGCAGCCGCUCCCUCUUUCUCUUCGAUGAGAUGGACAAGCUGGCCCCAGGCCUGAUAGAAGUCCUACGACCUUUCCUGGGCUCCUCCUGGGUUGUCUAUGGGACCAACUAUCGCAAAGCCAUCUUCAUCUUCAUCAGCAACACCGGCAGUGAACAGAUCAAUCAGGUGGUGUUAGAGGCGUGGCGCAGCCGCCGGGAACGCGAAGAGAUCAGCCUGCAGGAGCUGGGACCGGUCAUCUCCCAGGCUGUGCUGGACAACCCACACCAUGGCUUCUGGCGCUCGGGCAUCAUGGAAGAGCAUCUCCUGGAUGUCCUGGUGCCCUUCCUGCCACUCCAGCGGCACCACGUGCGGCACUGUGUGCUCAACGAGCUGGCCCAGCUGGGCCUGGAGCCCAGGGAUGAGGUGGUCCGGGCCGUGCUGGACAGCACCACCUUCUUCCCCGAGGAUGAGCAGCUGUUUUCCUCCAAUGGCUGCAAGACGGUGGCUUCCCGAAUCACCUUCUUCCUCUGA